AUGCCGGUAUUCGGACGACCGAAACGUCUCCUAAUAGGCAUCUCUACGAAAAACGCCCGCCCUCCUUCGACGAACAGCACGAUGCGCCAGCCAGACAAUGACCUUGACCGGGUGCUGGUGAUCGGGACGACAAAAGGCUCCGGCGAUGCGGUCGAAAAACCUCGGCACAAGCUUGCUGAUGAGAGGAGUGGCCAGUUCGCUCUCAUCCUCAAACCCGUACUCUGGUCUCCUGAACCGCGGAAGCGCGCGUCGAAGGUGUCGCAUAUAAGCGGGAAAGGUGAAAAGCCGGGAAACGUCAGUGGACUGAAACAAGUAGAAACGAGGGUACUCGGCUCAAUGUCCGUGCCAACCACAGGCGACACUGAAUCCAGGUCGUCUAGUCCUAGACAGCUUAGCUCAGUUCGGACCAAAGCGUUUCCUGGCAGAGAAGACGACCCUGAUAUGGCGCUGACGGCCGCGACGGCGAAAGACGGCGAUCCGGUUGGAAAACCUUGUCCGCCCUCAUCAUCAAACCCGUGCUCUGGCUUUCUGAACCGGGGGGAGCACGUCGAUGGUGUUGCGUUUAAGCGGGGAAGGAGGAAUUCUGGUCUGCUGUUCAUCUCCCGACGCUGGCUCGACGCCAAAUCUGCAGAGGAACAUCAGCAAACUGUAACAAGUAGAGGCACGGGUACUCAGCUCAAUGUCCGCGCCAACCACAGGCAACGCCGAAUCCGGUUCUUCCAGCCCUAUGCGCUAGACGAAGAGGACGACCUCGACUCGGUGCUGACAGCUGUGACGACGAAAAUCUUUGGCGAUGUGGUCGGAAAACGUCGGCAUGGACUUGCUGACGAAUGGAGUAGCCAGUUCACCCUCAUCCUCAAACCCGUACUCUGGCUUUCUAAGGAGCACAUCGAUGGCGCCGCGAUUAAGUGGAAAGGGCGGGAUUCCGGUCUAUUAUUCAUCUGGUCCUUGGGUGCUCACAUUCGACUCAAUCCGCCCAUGGCAACGCUGCCAACGCUGCAUCCGGAUAUUCUUGCCUUAGUGAUCGCGGCGAGGGAAGUCCCGGCGACGCGGUCGGAAAACCCGGAUACAGACUCACCAGCGAGAAGAGUGGCUAGCUCGUCCUUGUCAUCAAUUCCGUACUCUGGCUUUUCGAACCGCGGAGGUGCGUCGACGGAAUCGCGGAUAAGCGGGAAAGGUGGAAACCUGGUCUCCUGGUGGCCAAGCUCUCUCGUUCGGGGGCUGACGCUGACUCAACCCCAAACCUGUAAGGGAAAUCAGUGGACUGGAACAAGUAUAAACGCAGUCCUAGGUGCAAAACAACUUAGCUCAGUUCUGACUGAAACAUCUCCUGGCAGAGAGGACGACCUUGACAUGGCGCUGAUGGUUGACGAAAGUCCUUGGCGAUGUGGUCGGAAAACCUCGACGGAAUGCCGGUCUAAUGUUCGUCUCGUACUCGGGUGGUCGCAUUCGACUCAAUCUGCCCAUGCUGGAUACGCUCCCUCGUUCGUUAACCGACGCUGGCUCAACGCCAAAUCUGCAGAUGAACAUCACCGAACUGUAACAAGUAGAGACGCGGGUACUCGUCUCAAGUUGUCCGCGCGGACUACUGUCGACGCUGAAUCCGGGUCUCCUUGUCCUACGCGCGAGAAAAGUCAGUGA
Molecule: messenger RNA, 1641 nt
Organism: Fomitiporia mediterranea MF3/22
Lineage: Eukaryota; Fungi; Basidiomycota; Agaricomycetes; Hymenochaetales; Hymenochaetaceae
Exons: 11
Coding region: 1-1641 (546 amino acids)
Source: RefSeq, a predicted model, not a curated record